AAGCGCCAUGGAGACGUUUACAAUACACGACAUGCUCAUCAACUCAACCGACCUGAACAAGAUUUUAUGUAAUUUUGGAAUCAAGAAUAUUUCGGAGUGCGAGGGCGAGCAGGAACCUUCCCCGAAAGACAUCAACCAGACAGUGCGGAUCGUCCUCUACAGCCUCAUCUUCCUCCUCAGCGUCCUGGGCAACAGCCUCAUCAUCGCAGUCCUGGUGAGGAACCGGCGCAUGAGGACCGUCACCAACCUCUUUCUGCUGUCUCUGGCCAUCAGCGACCUGAUGGUCUCUCUGGUCUGCAUCCCCUUCACCCUCAUCCCCAACCUCAUGAGGGACUUCAUCUUCGGCACCGGCAUGUGCAAGCUGGUCAUGUACUUCAUGGGCGUCUCCGUGAGUGUUUCCACGUUCAACUUGGUGGCCAUCUCCCUGGAGCGCUACAGCGCCAUUUGCAACCCGCUGACCUCCAGGACGUGGCAAACCAAAUCCCACGCCGCCAAGGUCAUCACUGCCACCUGGGUGGUGUCCUUCAUCCUGAUGCUGCCGUACCCCGUUUCUAGUGUCCUCAAGCCCUUCACCCGCCACAACAACAGCACCGGAUUCAUGUGCCGCCUCGUGUGGCCCAACGACGUCAUCCAGCAGUCGUGGUAUGUGUCCCUGGUGCUGCUGCUCUUCCUAAUCCCCGGGAUCGUCAUUAUGUCAGCCUACGGACUCAUUUGCCUGGAGCUCUACCGGGGCAUCACAUUUGAGCUGUCCAGCAGGAAAUCUAGCAGAGAAAGACAGCUCAGCACUGGCAGCAUCAAACCCGGUGACAGUGACGGCUGCUACCUGCAGCCGUCUAAAAAGAAGAGCAUCACCCUGAGUACCGGCACCCCCAGCAGCAAGCCCCCGGUGGGCCGCGUGUGCUGCGGCAGCUCCACGGCCAACCUGAUGGCCAAGAAGCGCGUGAUCCGCAUGCUCCUGGUCAUCGUCUUCCUCUUUUUCCUGUGCUGGACUCCCGUUUUUGUGGUCAACGCGUGGCAGGCUUUCGACCAGCGCUCGGCCUACCGCCUGACCGGGGCGCCGAUCUCCUACAUCCACCUGCUGUCUUACACCUCGGCCUGCGUCAACCCCAUCAUCUACUGCUUCAUGAACAAGCGCUUCCGCCAGGGCAUGCUGGCCACGUUCACCUGCUGCCGCUGCUUGGGGAGGAGAGGCGUAGGAGGGGGCGGCGGCGGCGGCGGCUUUGUGAGGUCAGCCGGCAUCGGGGAGGCCAAAGUGGGAGCGGGCGGGUCAAGGGGGAGGCCAAAGGUCACCGAGCAGAACGGUCACGUCCCGCCAAGCGGAGCCGGCACGCGCUUCACCUACACCGGCAUCCGGGCCUCAACCUGGAGCGAGCUGACCUAAACGGGACCGGCACCUCUGCGUGAGAGGUGGGACUAGUUUGUGAGCAGCUGCGUCGCUUUUGCUCAAGGUGUGACGCGACGUGGGUUCAAUUGUCGUUAACGUGGAAGCAGUCGGGUUUCACAGCAGAUCAACGCAGACAGAUCUUUUUUUUU
Molecule: messenger RNA, 1533 nt
Organism: Cyclopterus lumpus (lumpfish)
Lineage: Eukaryota; Metazoa; Chordata; Actinopteri; Perciformes; Cyclopteridae
Gene: cckar
Product: cholecystokinin A receptor
Exons: 5
Coding region: 8-1381 (457 amino acids)
Biological process (GO): neuropeptide signaling pathway
Cellular component (GO): membrane
Molecular function (GO): gastrin receptor activity; neuropeptide receptor activity
Source: RefSeq, a predicted model, not a curated record